UAGAAUAUAGCGCCCAGUCAAUGGCAAAAAUUGGCAACCGAGCUCGCUGUCGGCAAUGAAUCAAGCCAACCAACAGCAACAUAUCCGUAUAUCGCUUCCACUUGAAGCUGAUACGAUACCCGACGCAGAAUAUGGUAGCGGAAUUUACCUACUGUUAUAUUGCCCUCCAAGCUCUAAGAGCCUACCGGGUCGACUUGAGGAAGCGGCCCGCAUGUGGCUCAUGGUGGCGUUACCUCCAGCUGUCUUGUGAGGCAGCCAAUCAGGAAGCGCAAUGUAAAUGCAAAACGGAAACCCCACGUCACUGGUAUGUGCUCCACUUUUCAGUCCUAUUUUGUACCCUUGUAUGUAGUGUAAACAAAUGGAGCCGUCUCCAUAUCGCGUCCUCGCUUGACCGACAGUUUGAGGAACCCGACUGGAAAGAGAGACCAGGGUGCUCACUUGCGAUUUCCCUCAUCGCGUCGGCUCGACUACGUGAAGCACGUCGCUCUGCAAACUUCCCAGCAGCUUUGGUCUGCGCAAGUCGCCAGAAUCCAAAAGGCGCUUUCCGACCAGAAUAGUUUUUUUUGUUUUAUCUUUUUAAAAUCCCUUCGCCUACUUGAUACUGGGCCACAAGUUCGAUUGUGUGGACACCUCGAUCUCGCC
This is a messenger RNA of Canariomyces notabilis, 642 nucleotides long. RefSeq lists its product as uncharacterized. The record is from RefSeq and is a predicted model, not a curated record. Bases 132 to 557 code for a protein of 141 amino acids. NCBI's taxonomy places the organism in Eukaryota, Fungi, Ascomycota, Sordariomycetes, Sordariales, Chaetomiaceae. The transcript has 2 exons.